Molecule: messenger RNA, 1161 nt
Organism: Formica exsecta
Lineage: Eukaryota; Metazoa; Arthropoda; Insecta; Hymenoptera; Formicidae
Exons: 6
Coding region: 119-823 (234 amino acids)
Biological process (GO): regulation of actin filament polymerization; negative regulation of apoptotic process
Cellular component (GO): sarcoplasmic reticulum; actin cytoskeleton; clathrin-coated vesicle
Molecular function (GO): calcium ion binding
Source: RefSeq, a predicted model, not a curated record
UGAUUGGCAACAUUGCGUGAACGUGAUGCAACUUCGUUGUAGGUGUAGUUUGUGUCAAUUGCGUGAUGCGAUGUGAUUAGAGGUCUUCGUUCAUAGCCUUCUGCUUUUUUUUUUAGGAAUGUCAUUCUUCGACUUUUUUCGAAAUUUUCUCGGUACGAACCGUCGCAACGAGCCUGGCACAAGCGGGCUUGGCAAUGAUGAUUCGUAUAGAGACAGUUUUCGAAAUCCAAUUUGGCAGAGCGACGAGGAUGAUGACGACAUAGAUGAUUUUAGGCAUCCUAGAAGUGGCAUGCACUUUAGCAUCUUUAGCGAGCCACUUGAAAUGACACGUUACUUUGAAUCCCAGAUGGAUAAUAUGUUAAAAAAUUUCUUUUUUGGAUUUAAUAAUGGAUUUUUUGGAGAUGAAGCUAUUAAAGCAUUACCAUUUGCACCUGAAAAAAAUGAUAAUUUACGUGACAAAGUGCUGAAAUCUUAUCCUGAUGCACCUGUCACAGAUAUAUCACCUGAACAGAAAAUAGAUACAGAUUUAGAUGGAAAGAUUACUGCAGAAGAAUUUUCGAGAAUGUGGAACAAAGGGAAUGUAGAAACAGUAAAACCUUUUGUACCACGUAGUUUUUCAAUUGGACGGUCUGUUAGAAAAGAGAUUAUUCGUAGAUCUGAUGGAACUAUAGAACAAAAGCAAGUAAUUAGAGACAAUGAAGGUAAUGAGGAGACGAUAGUGUCAAGAGAAAUAGGUGACAAAAAAUAUAUCGUCACUACAAAAAAAGAUAAAAAUGGUGUCGAAACAAAGUCCGAGGAUUUGUUUAAUAUGGAUGAAAGGUAACUUCACACAUGUGUUACACACACAUUUCAAAGGCAACAUGCAAUAUGCCAAUCAAUAGGUCUCAUAAAUGAUAACACUAACAUGGAGUAUAUACGACAAAUACUAAAUGAUAAAAAUAAUUGGCUUUCUUAUUUUGGUUGGCUAUUUAUAUGUAGCAGAUAUCUAUUAUCUGUCUAAAUACAGAUAUAAUUUUAAUAUCUGCUAUAUAGAAAAGAUAAUUAUUGCCACAAUUUACCUGUGGAAUUUUACUCUUCCCAGGGUAAAAUUGUUGAUCAUCUAUAACACGUUAUGUGUGUGCAUGUAUCAUAAUUAUUAAUAAAUUUAAUAUGUACAGUAUA